AAUUUCGAAGGGAUGAACGUGUUUCGGUUUCUCUGUGUUCUUAUCUUUGGAUUAGUUCACUCUUACGGAGCGGUUAUUCAGAAUUAUGAUGUUGAAGAAAUCAAAGAACGACACAGACGUUCCGUGUCGACUGAUAGACGGUCAGUAAUUAGGAACAUAUCCCCCGAGGACCGACCAUCGUGUCCCCCGGGACAGAGCUCUCCUCCGAACAGAAUAAAUUCUACCGAAAGACUGAGAAAUUUGAGGAACGAAAUGAGAAUUAUAGGAAUCGAUGCUUAUAUUAUUCCGUCAGAAGAUGCUCAUCAGAGUGAGUAUACAUCUCCAUACGACCAGAGAAGGAAAUUCAUUUGUGGAUUAUCAGGAUCUGCGGGUUACGCAAUUGUUACAAUGACUAAGGCCGCUCUGUGGACUGACGGUCGUUACUUCCUGCAAGCGGAAGCGGAAAUGGACUGUAACUGGAUUUUAAUGAGAAAAGGUGAAAAAGAUGUGCCGUCGUCCACAGAGUGGUUGACAUCCGUUCUUGAGGUAAAAGAAAACGCCACGGUUGGAUCUUACCCCUUUUUCCUGGGCAGUAACAGUUGGACAUUGUACGAAGAGGAACUCUCUAAAAACAACAUUAAAAUGAUCAAGACCAAUGAGGACCUGGUAGGGAAAAUCUGGACAACUGGGCGUCCACCUUUUCCAAAUUCUCCAAUCAACGCAUUACCUUACAAAUUUUCAGGAAGACACUGGCAUGAGAAAAUUGCCGAUAUGCACGUUGCGAUGAAAGAAAGAAACGCUGACGCAAUGGUUGUCAAUGGGCUGGACGAAACUGCUUGGUUACUUAACCUUCGAGCAUCAGAUAUUCCAUUCACUCCUGUUUUCUUUUCCUAUGUUAUUGUCGAUCGUAGGAAGAACCAGACAAUAUUGUACAUAAAAAAUCACAACAUCAAGCUAACUUCUAAUCCCACUGACGAGGCAACGACUCAGAAACUGUACGAGUACCUAAAUACCGGAACAGAUGGUUCUUGUUCCGGUAAACCCGGAUAUUGUGUUGAGGUUAGAGAAUAUGACCCUCUACCAGUGACAAGCAAAGUGAGCUCCGUUGUCGAGUACAGUGAGAGAGUGUGGAUCUCGCCGAUUUGUAGUUAUGCGUUCUACUCUCUUAUCCCAAAAGAGAAGUUACUUCAGGAAAACACACCAAUAAGUAUACAAAAGGCACGAAAAAAUCCCAUCGAGAGACAAGGAAUGAUUCAAUCGCACGUGCGAGAUGCUGUUGCCUUGAUAUCAUUCAUCUCAAGAUUGGAGAAAGAGGUUAAAGCAGGUAUACGUUGGACAGAACUUUCAGCAGCGGACGAAUUAAGUAAAUACAGAGGAAAACAGAAGUACAAUCGCGGACUGAGUUUUGAAUCAAUAUCAUCAAGUGGUCCCCACGGGGCGGUUAUACAUUACUCACCGUCAAACGUGACAGACAAGGAAAUAACAACGGACGAGGUGUAUCUACUGGACUCCGGGGGACAGUAUUUAGAUGGAACAACAGAUACGACAAGGACAUUUCAUUUUGGAACUCCCACAGAUUUCCAGAAAGAAUGCUACACUCGCAUGUUGAUGGGAAAUAUUGAUCUUGCAAAUGUGAAAUUUAUGAAGACAAGUUUUGGUCCCUAUGGUCGUGAACUCGAUAUCUUGGCCCGUCGACAUCUGUGGAACUCUGGACUAGAUUACAGACACGGUACCGGACAUGGAGUAGGGAUGUACCUUGGUGUCCAUGAAGGUCCAGCUGGAAUUGGAAUGAAUAGGAAACAACCAUUCAAUGAUUAUCCAAUAGAGGAAGGGCAGUUCUUUUCCGAUGAACCUGGAUACUAUGAAGAUGGAUCAUUUGGAGUAAGAGUGGAAAACGUUAUGGAAGUUAAAAAAGUCAAUCUUAAGUAUAAGUUCCGAGACUCAGUAUUUCUUGGAUUUGAAACAAUUACAUUGGUGCCAGUUGAACCAAAUCUCAUCAAAUACGAAAUGCUUUCUGGAGACCAGAUUGAUUGGCUAAACACAUACCACAAAAAGGUACAGGAUACAAUCGGUCCAUUGCUUAUCAACACGAACAGAGAGGCCUAUGAUUGGAUGGAGCUACGGACAAGAACGAUAACUCGUGCUGUUAGUUCAGGACCCAGAACAUUUGUUUCUCUGUUGAUAACAUUUUUUAGUUUUACCCUUUAUUUUGUGCUUUAAUUGUAGUUUGUGUUUAUUUAAAGCUUUUUAUAAAAAGACCCAUGUCUAUGAAUAUAAUUUAAUUCUUUUGCAUGCGACUCACACAUGUAUUAUAUCAGUGUAUUUAUUUUAUAGCUUCUUAAACGAUUUCUGUUUUUCUAAAAUAGCAAACUGUGACAUUGUGUUUUUAAUACUUUAUCAUAUAUUGUGAAAUUCUUUUUGAAAUGAUAAAAUCUUGAAGCAUUACGGUUUUGCUAUCUCUAAGAAGGAUGCCUCUACGUUGAUAAACUAUGUUCAUGUUUAAAAGUAUUCAUUUUUGUCUCUACUCAUGCAACACAAGAGAAUGCCAAUUUUGUCCAUUUUUUCUAAUAAAAUUGGAAUUGCCAUAA
Molecule: messenger RNA, 2567 nt
Organism: Magallana angulata
Lineage: Eukaryota; Metazoa; Mollusca; Bivalvia; Ostreida; Ostreidae
Product: xaa-Pro aminopeptidase 1-like
Exons: 22
Coding region: 13-2199 (728 amino acids)
Molecular function (GO): metalloaminopeptidase activity
Source: RefSeq, a predicted model, not a curated record